Acipenser ruthenus (sterlet) is the source of this 4335-nucleotide messenger RNA. It is a transcript of the gene pign, whose product is annotated as phosphatidylinositol glycan anchor biosynthesis, class N. Gene Ontology annotation, cellular component: endoplasmic reticulum membrane. Bases 574 to 3384 code for a protein of 936 amino acids. Lineage: Eukaryota; Metazoa; Chordata; Actinopteri; Acipenseriformes; Acipenseridae. Gene Ontology annotation, biological process: GPI anchor biosynthetic process. The record is from RefSeq and is a predicted model, not a curated record. Gene Ontology annotation, molecular function: mannose-ethanolamine phosphotransferase activity. The transcript is spliced from 29 exons.
UCCUCUGUAUAAUAAUAAGCACUGGUACUGUUGCAUUAACUUUCUAAAGGCUCUCGACGUUCAUGCAGUUAAUUCGUUUAAUCUGACUAGCUCGUCGCGUUUCAGUACGGAUUUAUUCUAUUAGAAUCUCUUUCUUAUUCUGGUACUUUUAGUUUUAAAGCUAGUUGUAUGUUUCAGACCACCCAAGAUACAUUAAAACCGCAGACCCGUCGACAAUCAUUAAACCUGCAAAAUAAAAAUAUCGGUAGAAUCACAAGUUUGUCAUUAUGAACAUGAGUAUGCACGCUCCAUUCAGUGGAGGGUUCUUAAUUCAAGUUGCAUAUUAUACAACUUUAAAUUAACCAAUGUUGUUGUUUUAUUUGUUCUUUUAUGAAUUAGAAAUGCAAUUUUAAUAAUUUAGGUCAGAUUAAUCAUUGACCAAAAUGUUCUCAAGGAAGGGGGAUACCCCGAACCCAUGCUGGACCAGCAUUCAAUUUAUGAAACUUGGUACCUAUGCGUUUAGUAUGUAUACCUUGAACCGUGCAGUGCAGUGGAGUGAGUUGUUUUGGCGGCACCAGAGGGUCUUGUGCCAUCAUGAAUGUGUUAACAUUCUUUGCGGUUGGGCUGAUGGUUCAUUUGGUGUUCUUUGGCUCAAUAUUUGACAUCUAUUUCACCUCUCCAUUGGUCCAUGGCAUGACUCCACAACAGCCACGUCUCCCGCCACCAGCCAAACGACUUGUGUUGUUUGUAGCAGACGGUCUUCGAGCUGACAGCUUUUAUAAACCGGAUGCAAAUGGAUCCACCAGGGCACCUUACCUGAGAAAUGUGAUUGAAGAAAAAGGCAGCUGGGGUGUGUCUCAUACUCGUGUUCCAACUGAAUCCAGGCCAGGGCAUGUAGCUUUGAUUGCCGGAUUUUAUGAAGAUGUAAGCGCAAUUGCUAAAGGUUGGAAAGAGAAUCCCGUGGAGUUUGAUUCUGUGUUCAAUGAAAGUAAAUACACAUGGAGCUGGGGGAGCCCGGAUAUUUUGCCAAUGUUUGCAAAAGGUGCAAGCGGGGAUCACGUAUACACACACACAUACCCAGCUGAGGACGAAGACUUUGCUGCAAAAGAUGCUUCCAAGCUCGACACGUGGGUCUUUGAUGAAGUUAAGAACUUCUUUCAAUCUGCAAAAGGAAAUGAAACAUUGCUGUCACAGUUACACAAGGAAAAGAUUGUGUUUUUCCUUCAUCUGCUUGGCUUGGACACCAAUGGGCAUGCUCACAGGCCUAUGUCAAGGGACUAUCUGGAGAAUAUAAAGAUAGUUGAUGAUGGUAUUAAAGAGCUAGUUUCCGUAAUUGAGGACUUCUAUGGAAUGGAUGAGAAAACAGCAUAUGUUUUUACUUCUGAUCACGGCAUGACUGACUGGGGCUCUCAUGGAGCGGGCCACCCAUCAGAAACUUUAACUCCCCUUGUUGCUUGGGGAGCUGGAGUCCAGCAAGCCGAGAGAGUUACAGCACAGAACUUUGAGGAUAAUUUCCUCCAAGAGUGGAAACUUGAGAACUUCAAGAGGUUAGAUGUCAACCAGGCUGAUGUAGCUCCAUUGAUGUCUUCCUUAAUUGGAGUCCCAAUUCCUCUGAACUCUGUAGGCGUCCUCCCUGUGGACUAUCUGAACAGCAGCAACCACUUCAAAGCCGAAAGCAUGUUUGCAAAUGCCAUUCAAAUUCUGGAGCAGUUCAAGGUUAAGAUGGCUCAGAAAAAGGCAACCACUUUAUCAUUCCUGUUCACUCCAUUUAAGUUGCUUCCAGAAUCAGAACAAGCAGAUUUCAUACGCAGAGCAAGAUCUCUUAUCCAACACGGAAAUUAUCACCAAGCAAUCAGCGUUUGCAGGUCUCUGAUGAGCUUGGCUUUUGAAGGCCUGUCCUAUUACCAUACCUAUGAUCGCUUCUUUCUGGGGGUCAGUGUGGUGUUUGGCUUUGUGGGCUGGACCGCAUGUGUCAUCCUGAUGAUCCUUAAAACUCAUAACAGUCUCCACAAACCUUCCACGAGGAAGGAAAAGGUAUCAAAAGAUGCCCUCCUCCCUAAAGUGUUUGUCGGCAUCUCUUUAAUGAUAGCCUUCUUCCUGCUGAUACAGGCUAGUCCCUUGACCUAUUACAUUUACUGCCUGCUCCCAGUCCCUAUAUGGUAUGCAGUUUGCAAAGAAUACAGAACUUGUAAAGAACUUCUGAAUUCAGUAAAAUCCUACCCAUUAACUCAGAGCAUUGGAUUGUUAGUGAUGUUCAUUGUGGGAAUUGAAUUGUUGGUUGUGAGCUUUUUCUAUCGGGCUAUGCUAACCCUUGGACUCGUUGCUCUAACUGGAUGGCCAAUUGUGUCCAAAUUGUGGGCUCAAACAAAGACAUGGUCAGUUUGCUGGAUACUUGCAUGUUUGUUCCUGGCGAUGUUCCCUCUAAUGCCUGUGGUCGGGAGGGAGCCUAAUAUCAAUCUUGUGACCGGUGCUGGAUUGUUUUCUCUCAUUAUCUCUUCUUUCUUUCUGGCCUCCCUCUGGAAAGCAAAGAGCAAAACCUCCAGGAACUGGAGAGACUUUGAAGUAUACCUCUUCCAGAUGCUGAAUAUUGUUUUGUGCACAUUUGUUGUGAACAGUACCCACUCCAGUUUGAGCCUCAAGCAAGGAUUACCAUUAUUCAACCAGAUUGUCAGCUGGACAACGUUAGCCUCCUCAUUUGUUGUGCCUCUGCUGAGCUCCACACUCCUCCUACAGCGCCUGCUGGGCAUAUUCCUGUCUCUAGUAUCGACUUACCUCCUCCUCAGUACAGGAUGCGAGGCACUCUUCCCCCUUGUGCUGUCCUGGUUGAUGUUUGUGUGGAUUAACAUGGAACAGGAGACCAUGCAGUUUAAAGGCAUGUCUCCCAGAUUAAAGCUUUCCAACAUCGACUUUUCUGAAAACAUUGAUAUCUCAAAGCUGCGACAGUUAAGGCUUGAUGAUAUACGCAGAUCUUACUUUUUUGUUUUCUUUAUAGUUACUGCUUUUUUUGGAACUGGAAAUAUAGCGUCUAUUAACAGUUUUGAUCCUGCUUCAGUAUACUGCUUUCUGACCGUGUUUAAUCCUUUCGUUAUGGGAGCACUGAUGAUGUGGAAGAUUCUGAUACCUUUUGUGAUUGUGAUGUGCACAUUUGAAACCAUUCAAGUAUCAACACAGCUUUCUUCAAAAAGCCUGUUUCUGAUAGUGUUGGUCAUUUCUGAUAUAAUGGCUUUGCACUUCUUCUUUCUGGUUAAAGAUUAUGGAAGUUGGCUGGAUAUCGGGACAAGCAUUAGUCAUUAUGUGAUUGUGAUGUCCAUGACCAUCUUCCUGAUGUUUCUAAGUGUGUUGGCUCAAGUCCUAACCUCAAAGAGAAUCCUUCUUGGUGGGAAAUUGAAAUUGCACUUCAUGUGAAUGUUGGCAUUCUGAAACUGCUGAACAAAAAACAACUGUCAUACAUUUCCUGUUUUGCACACACAUUUGGUGUCCCUGGGAGUACUGGUCACUGAAAACAUCUGUGUCAGGGAGGUCCACUGGAUGACUCUUGAGCUACGUAUAGGACUGUCUCGAUUUAGAGGUGAAGACUGGAUAUUCAGCAGUGCAAAAAUAAAUGUUGGGUAAGUGAUUCAACAUGUAACCUGUUUAUGAGCACACAAAUACUGACAUGGUGUGCAUUCCAGUUUCAAAAAGAAAAACACAUCCCAUGUAUAUUGUUUGUUUUGUUUAUAAUGGCUCUCUUGUUAUCGAUAAGGCUCUGGGACUGGCUUUGUUGUUUGGGUUUGUAAAUAAAGUUUGUUGAAAUUUGUAUUUUUGUUAAUUUGGCAGGGAUGGGGUUAAAAAAGGGUGGUUUCAAUCAACAGGGAUAGACAGGCACUGGCAGUUAUACAAACAGUUGCACAAAAUGUGGAAGAAUGAAAAUAAAACACUGAUCAAAACAAAACUACAAAAAAAGAGGUGACCGUGAGCCGUGUUCGCUACUUCCCGUAUGUGGUGUUGAUGCAUGACUACAUAAAUUACUAAUAUUGACAGGUCUGAUUUGAACUACUUACUUAUUGGUUUCCCUGUGCUGGGUGCGUUUUUCUAAAGGUUAGAAGGGAUUUGUUCCAAAGCAAACCUUUUUCAAAUCAGUCACCAGGGAGUACAGGUGUUUCUGGAUGAUAUUGCAAUUGCUAAUUCAUUGACUCUGGAAUGCUUUCAUGUAAUAGUAAUGUGAGGAUUUUUAUGCUUGUUUAUGUUUUUUAUAACAUGAGAACUAGUGGAACGCUCGUGUGUCAGAUUAAAAAGAAAUUUGUGAAUAAGAUGCUAUGUUGUCAUGUAAUGUACCGUACUGCAAAGUAACAUUUUAAUAAAUAAUGGUAUAAUGUC